This is a messenger RNA of Cynara cardunculus var. scolymus (artichoke), 495 nucleotides long. Its product is annotated as methyl-CpG-binding domain-containing protein 9-like. Lineage: Eukaryota; Viridiplantae; Streptophyta; Magnoliopsida; Asterales; Asteraceae. The annotation marks the transcript as partial. The transcript is spliced from 2 exons. The record is from RefSeq and is a predicted model, not a curated record.
AUGGACGGGUCGGGUUUAAGGGAAUCACCCGUACCCGAUACCAGGCCCCAUACAGUCGCCCUCACGAUCGAUCUUAACGAAACCCCACCUCCUUCUCCUCGAGAAGAAGACUGUGAGUGUAAUGGCGAUGGGUACACGGCGGAUCACCGGUGUGGUUUGUGUGGUGAGACGGAAGGGGAGAUGGUGGUUUGCGGUGAGUGUGUAAAACAGUUUCAUGUAGUGUGUUUGGGGGGGAAGGAAGAGGAAAGGGAGUGGAAGUGUGUUAAGUGUUCGAUGGAAUGCGGUAGAGGGAAGAAGUUGCGUGGAACUGUACCUACUACCGGUAGCGGUGGUUUAGGGCUUUUGGACAUGAACGCUUCUCCGCCGCGUGAGGCUGACGGUGAUGAGGUGGGGUUUUCUGCAAUUUCGGAGCUAGCGUUACCAGCCAGUGUCCCCAAUAUGCAGGAUGCGUGUGAUAAUCUCUUUGUUGGAUUUUCUUUAACUUCUCUGAAUGGA